CUUUCGAUCAACAUCGUCUCCCUCUCGAGCGUCGACAGAUAGAAAGAAGGGCAGAGCAAGCAAAAUGGCAGUGCAAGCACCGCCCGUGGCUGUGCGCCUCGCCUGGCGAGUCGUCGCCUUCUCGGCGGGCAUUUGGGCCAUCCAUGCCCUCUUCACCAAGCUUGAGGGCCUGAUGGGUGUCGACCUCUCGUCAAUGUACGGCGGCCACUACCAGUUCCUCACGAACCUCGGCCUGAUUUUUUCCGUUAUUGCGCAUGCAUUUGCCAUUCUCUCGGACCUGGCCCCGGGUAAUUCCUUCAUCUACCAGACAAAAACAGUGCUCGCCAUUGCCGCUUUGCCCGUCGAGGCACUCAUCACGAUUCUCUACUGGACCAUCGUCUCCAUUUCGCCCGACCUCCUUGUGCCACCGCGGGAGGUGGCUGACCCCUUGAACCCGGGGCAGGUCCUGCUCGAGAGCGUUCGCCCACCAAUCGACAUCGACGUUGCCAUGCACGCCUUGCCCGCCGUCUUCCUCACCGUCGACCACCUCUUCCUCUCUGCACCCUUUCCCAAGCACAUUCGGCCCUCGCUUGUCAGCGCAAUGGCGACGCUGCUCUAUUGUCUCUGGAUCGAAAAUUGUGCCUCGCACAACGACGGCAACUUCCCAUACCCGCUCAUCACCGCCCUCAACCUGCCUCAGCGUCUUGGCCUCUACGCGCUCUGCUCGACGAUUAUGAUCGGUGUGCUUGGCCUUGUCCGCUUCCUUCACGCCUUCCUCGAUGAGACCUUCGACAGAUCUUGGCAAGGCUCUCAAGAGCAGGUUGCAGAUGAGAAGCGAGGUCACAAGAAGAAGCAAAAGUAGACAAAAAGGCCUUUUCGCAACACCGCUGCUCUCUUGUUAUGUAUCUCAGUCUCGGCAUCUUCCUAAGCUUCGGCCUGCUCCUGGCAAAAGAAGCUGCGUAUUCUAAAGGCGUCGCACUGUAUAGAGCCGCAGGAAGAACUGAACCUCUCAUCAAUCGAGCAAUUCGAAAGAAAGGGAAAGCCGCCUCGUAGGG
Acaromyces ingoldii is the source of this 1034-nucleotide messenger RNA. RefSeq lists its product as hypothetical. Gene Ontology annotation, cellular component: endomembrane system; membrane. The transcript has 2 exons. The coding region runs from base 65 to 841 and encodes 258 amino acids. NCBI's taxonomy places the organism in Eukaryota, Fungi, Basidiomycota, Exobasidiomycetes, Exobasidiales, Cryptobasidiaceae. The record is from RefSeq and is a predicted model, not a curated record.